GGCAGCGGGCGAGCGGCCGCCGGUCGGUGCCCGCAGCCGGCGCGGCGCUGCCCCCCUGCCGAGGACUGCCGCGCUCGUCGCACGAGUGGCGGCGGGGGGAGCCGCCCCGCGGGGCCGCCUCUGCCCCUUCCCCGCCGCGCCGUUAAUGGAAACAUGGCGAUGGCGGCUCCGACCGGCAGCGCGGCGCCCGUCGCCCCGGCCCUCUGCGGCCACCUGGCCCUGCUGCUGCUCCUCGCCGCCCCCGCCGCCCACGGCUACAGCUUCCCCCAGCAGCACACUAUGCAGUACUGGGCCAGGAGGCUGGAGCAGGAGAUUGAUGGAGUGAUGAGGAUAUUUGGUGGAGUCCAGCAGCUGAGAAAGAUCUACGAUGACAAUAAAAGCCUUUUUGAAGUCAAGGAGAAUGUGCCUAGGAAAUUGGUGGAGAAGGUCGCAGGGGACAUUGAGAGCCUCUUGGCCAAGAAAGUCCGUGCUUUAAAGAGACUUGCCAACGCGGCGGAGAAAUUCCAGAAGGCUCACCACUGGCAGGACAACAUCCGGGAGGAAGACAUCGAGUACUACGACUCCAAGGCCGACACUGAAUAUGACGACCCUGAUGGAGAAGAGAUCGAGAGGGAGAAGUCCAACUCCUUGAAGCUGGAGUUCACUGAUGAUGACAACUUCAAGACCAAGGUUAACUAUUCAUACGCUGCCGUGCAGAUCCCCACGGACAUCUACAAAGGCUCCACCGUCAUCCUCAACGAGCUGAACUGGACGCAGGCCCUGGAGGACGUUUUCAUCGAGAACCGCAAGGAGGAUCCCUCCCUGCUCUGGCAGGUCUUCGGCAGCGCCACCGGCGUCACCCGCUACUACCCCGCCACCCCAUGGAGAGCCCCCAAUAAGAUCGACCUCUAUGACGUGCGCCGGCGGCCCUGGUACAUCCAAGGUGCCUCCUCCCCAAAGGACAUGGUCAUCAUUGUGGACGUGAGUGGCAGUGUGAGCGGCCUCACCCUCAAGCUGAUGAAGACCUCGGUCUAUGAGAUGCUGGACACCCUCUCAGAUGAUGACUAUGUCAAUGUGGCCUCGUUCAACGAGAAGGCAAAGCCGGUGUCGUGCUUCAAGCACCUGGUGCAGGCCAACAUCCGAAACAAGAAGGUGUUCAAGGAGGACGUGCAGGGCAUGGUGGCCAAGGGCACAACAGACUACAAGGCUGGCUUUGAGUACGCCUUCGACCAGCUGCAGAACUCCAACAUCACACGUGCCAACUGCAACAAGAUGAUCAUGAUGUUCACGGACGGCGGCGAGGACCGAGUGCAGGACGUCUUUGAGAAGUACAACUGGCCCAAUAAGACGGUGCGGGUCUUCACCUUCUCCGUGGGGCAGCACAACUACGACGUGACCCCGCUGCAGUGGAUGGCCUGUGCCAACAAAGGUUACUACUUCGAAAUCCCCUCCAUCGGCGCCAUCCGCAUUAACACACAGGAGUACCUGGAUGUGCUGGGCAGGCCCAUGGUCUUGGCUGGGAACCGAGCCAAGCAGGUCCAGUGGACCAAUGUCUACCAGGAUGCCCUGGGGCUGGGCCUGGUGGUGACAGGAACUCUGCCAGUGUUCAACCUGACGGAGGACAGCAGUGACAGGAAGAACCAGCUCAUCCUGGGCGUGAUGGGGAUCGAUGUGGCUCUCAACGACAUCAAGAGGCUGACGCCGCGUUACAACCUGGGGGCCAAUGGCUACGUCUUCGCCAUCGACCUGAACGGCUACGUCCUGCUGCACCCCAACCUGCGGCCCCAGAUCAUCAAUUUCCGUGAGCCAGUGACGCUGGACUUCCUGGAUGCUGAACUGGAGGAUGAAAACAAGGAGGAGAUCCGGAGGAGCAUGAUUGAUGGGAAUGAUGGGCAGAGGUUCAUCAAGACCCUCAUCAAGUCCCUGGACGAGCAAUACAUCGACGAGGUGUUCCGGACCUACACGUGGGCUCCCAUCAAAAGCACCAACUACAGCCUGGGGCUGGUUCUGCCUCCCUACAGUACCUACUACAUCCAGGCCAACCUCAGCGACCAGAUCCUGCAAGUGAAGUUACCAAACAUCAAAAUGAAGGAUUUUGAAUACCUGCUGCCCAACAACUUUGAGUCGGAGGGACAUGUGUUCAUUGCUCCCAGAGAGUAUUGCAAAGACCUCGACUUGUCGGAUAACAACACCGAAUUCCUGGAAAACUUUAUUGCCCUCAUGGAAAAGGUGACCCCAGACUCCAAGCAGUGCGACAACUUCCUCCUGCACAACCUAAUCCUGGACACGGGUAUCACACAGCAGCUGGUGGAGCAAGUCUGGAAGGACCAGGACCUCAACACGUACAGCCUCUUGGCUGUCUUUGCAGCCACCGACGGGGGCAUCACCCGUGUCUUCCCUAACAAGGCUGCAGAUGACUGGGAGGAGGAACCGGAGCCCUUCAACGCCAGCUUCUACCGGAGGAGCCUGGACAACAAGGGCUACAUCUUCAAGCCACCCUACCGAGAUGCUGGCUACCGGGGGCUGGACCUGGAGAACAACACCAUUGGGAUCCUGGUGAGCACCGCCGUGGAGCUCAGCAUCGGGGGCAAGACUCUGAAGCCCGCAGUGGUGGGGGUGAAGCUGGACCUGGAGGCCUGGGCUGAGAAGUUCAAAGUGCUGGCAAGCAACCGGACAGACCGAGACCAGCUGGGCACCCGCCGGUGUGACCCCUCAAGCAGCUGUGAGAUGGACUGUGAGGCCAACAACAAGGACCUCAUCUGUGUCCUCAUUGAUGAUGGGGGCUUCCUGGUGCUCUCCAACCAGGAGGACCAUUGGUACCAGGUGGGCAAGUUCUUCAGCGAAGUGGAUGCCAACCUGAUGUCUGCCCUCUACAACAACUCCUUCUAUGCCCGUAAGGAGUCCUACGACUUCCAGUCCGUCUGUGCCCCCGAGGCCCCCAGCAACACGGGCGCGGCGCCCCGCGGCGUCUUCGUGCCCACUGUGGCCGAUCUCCUGAGCCUCGCCUGGUGGACCUCGGCCGCAGCCUGGUCCCUGUUCCAGCAGUUCCUGUACAGCCUCACCUACAGCAGCUGGUUCCAGACGGAGGAGGUGGUGGGGGACGGCAUGGAGGCCAGGGAGACGAGCUGCAUCAUGAAGCAGACCCAGUACUACUUCAGCACCGUCAACGCCACCUACAACGCCAUCAUCGACUGCGGCAACUGCUCCAGGCUCUUCCAUGCACAGAGACUGGCCAACACCAACCUGCUCUUCGUGGUGGCUGACAAGCCCCUCUGCAGCCAGUGUGAGUCUGUCAAGCUGCUGCAGGCAGAGGUAAGAGCCCCCCCGAGGGACCCCAACCAGUGUGAGCUGGUGGACAGGCCCCGCUACCGGAAAGGCCCCCACAUCUGCUUCGACUACAAUGCAACAGAAGAUACCUCAGACUGCGGCCGAGGGGCUUCCUUCUCCCCCUCCCUGGGGGUCCUGCUCUCGCUGCAGCUGCUGCUCCUCUACUCCAGCACCAGCCGGCACCCACUGCCCCCGGCCGCCUGCCUUUAGCCCCCCGGCCGCCCCCGCCAGCUCUCUUUUCUUUCAACUUCCAUCUCCAUGCUCCUCCCCGGCCCGGUGGAGCGGGAGCGACGUCCCCUCCGCCGCCUCGGGGACCCCCGGUGCCGCCCCGCUCUCCCCGCCGGCCGCAGCCAAAGAAGAGCCGGGUGCGGGGGCAGGGGCUCCCGGCAGAGCGGGGACCGGCACGGUGCCCCGGCGUCGCGCCCUCCCGGCCACUCGGACUUGGAAAAGUGGCGUCGGUGUCCUCCGCCCGCGACCCCCCCAUCCACCUCGCCUAUUUUUUUAGCCUGAAGAUUUUAAAGCAGAUCUUUCUACAUCGAGUUUCCAACAUUUUCACCUGGAGACCGGCGGGGUUUAUUGUCAGCAACGAGGACACAUGGGAAAACAAACAAAAAAAAACAAAAAAAGAAAAAAAGAAAAAAAAGAAAAAAAAAAAGGAAAAAAUGGGGGGGGGGAAGGAAAGAAAAAAAAAAAAAAAAGAAAGAAAGGACUUGACUGUGCGGGUCAGUAUCAUUUGUUCUGGCGGUCCCGGCCCCAGGGCGUGAGGGGCAGCUGCAGCAUCCCCGCGGGCCCAUCCCUCGGGCUGGGGCUGCGAGCGGGCAGGGACAGCUCGGGGACAGUGGCCUUUGCCGGGCACCAGCGAGCCCCGGCCGCUGCGCUGGGCUCAGCGUCCUUGGGCACAGAUACUGGGGUGGAAAGGAGGGGGGAAAUGUGUUUUGUUUCUUUUCCGUUCUGCAGAUCACUGUGAAUCCUGCCCGCUCACCCCGCCCCCGCCUCCAGCCCUGCGCGGGCUCCCUGCCCUGCCAAGGCGGCCGCGCUGGCCGGGCCGGGCUGCCCGUCCCCUGGGGACAUGCCCCGUGUCCCCGUGUCCCGGGGGUCACGCCCACGCCCCAGCGUGCUCGAGUGCCAAGCGGAGCCGGCGGUGCCACACGUCCCCAGAAGCGCCGUGCCCGUCCCGGGGGUGCGGGACAGGGGGUGGCCCCGCAGCGGUGCCGGGGCUCACACCGGGGCAUCCCGGGGGGGCUGCCCCCCAGUCAAUCCGAGCAGGGGACGGCGCGGCUGCUCUGCCCCGCUCCCCUCAGAGCCCGCUGCACCCCACAAACGCGGCCAGGAGAGGUGCGGAGGGGCCCGGAGCGGGGUGACAGCUGUGACACCCGGGGGGCCACCCCCGCUCCCGGCAGUGCCGGGGGUCCCUGGGCAGCCCUGGGGACCCUCACCCCCCCGGGGCACCCCGCUCAGAGCCACCCCAUCGACCGGGUCCAGGGGAGCCCCCCCGGCAUGGCCACCCCGGGGGGGCUGGGGAGGGCGCCAGGCGCUAAUUAGUGCUGGGUUAAUUAAUGGUCAUUCUGCUUGUAGCUUUUUCAGUGUGUGUUUGGUUACUGUCUCUGGGAACCGUGUUUGAACAGAUGGCUCUGUGUUACCGGGAGUGUGUGUACUUCUGUAGUCUAGUUAGGUGCUCUGCCAGAAAACCACCACUAUACAUACCUAUAAAUAUAUACAUAUAUAGUCUAUUUUAAGUUAAAAACCAAUGAGACGAAUGGGCGGCGUGGCCCCGGGCCCCCCGUCCCGCCGGGGUCACCUCCUGCCCUGUCCCCACCCAAAAGCUUCUCUCUGCUCAUUCAAAGGCAUUGGGUUUUUAAUUGAUUUUCU
Onychostruthus taczanowskii (white-rumped snowfinch) is the source of this 5175-nucleotide messenger RNA. It is a transcript of the gene CACNA2D2, whose product is annotated as calcium voltage-gated channel auxiliary subunit alpha2delta 2. The record is from RefSeq and is a predicted model, not a curated record. Lineage: Eukaryota; Metazoa; Chordata; Aves; Passeriformes; Passeridae. Bases 154 to 3516 code for a protein of 1120 amino acids. Gene Ontology annotation, cellular component: voltage-gated calcium channel complex. The transcript is spliced from 39 exons. Gene Ontology annotation, molecular function: voltage-gated calcium channel activity.